GUCGUUCAAGCGAAUGCUCAAUAACAGAACCGUGACUAAUCAAAGACUUAUUCGACAAUGGUGUAGAACUGCACUAAUAUUUUCAUUGAUAAUCGCAUUCGAUUUUAUGAGUGUGUGUGUGUCUUUUUGUUUGUUAAGUCUCUAGGGGGGUGCGUCAUCUUCAGAUCCGGUUGUGACUUUGCAUUCACUUGUGGCAAGAGGCACGAAGUCAAUGUAGGGGUAAGGGUUUAAUUGAGACGGCUGAUUGACUGUGGGACACAUAUCACUAGUUCAUAACUCACUGACGUUUCUUGUGGUAGCACUUGGGAUUAUUCUAGACUUUUCAGAGCUGGAUUAAUGCGAGCUGGCAACGCCAUAUUUGUUAGUGAGACAAAGAUUGAGCAAAACAAGUUUGAAAGAAGACAGGAAACUAUUUUAUUUCUAAUCUGUGUGUGUGCUAAUGAUUAAAUAUGGAAUUUAAAAAAUAAAAUUUGUGUUGGAUAUUUGAAACACAAAACAUAAAUCAUCAUGGGAAUUUAUGGACUACCUUUUUACAUCGCACUAACGAUUUUCACUGUUGUGGUCAACAUGGCGUCCGCUGGGCAGACGUGCACAUUUACCCAGAGUUCAACAAACAUCGCCAUCUACUGUGAGAACGGCUGUUGCAGCAACAAGUGCUGCACUACAAACUCUGUCGAUACUGACGCCAUAGCCAUAGGCGUGUCUGUGGCACUAGCUGUUCUCAUCCUAAUCCUGCUCAUCGCCCUCCUUAUCUACUGCUGCCACAAGAGAAACAAGAGGAGGAAGAAGACAAGCGACAUGGAGAGCACCACCACGGAACACACGGAUGUCAUGGUUUUGAACAGCAUUCCCCCAAGGAAGACAAAUCUAACAAAAGUUAUUUAUUACGAUAAUACACGAUACUCACAGACGGGUGAGCCCGCGCCCCCCUAUCUUGAAAAGGUCAUCUUUGGACGCUCCAAUAGGUGGAUGUCAUUUGUGCCAGGCAAGAAAAACGUGCAUAAAGUCCACCCGCUUCGGCCUUACAACGCGAAAGAAAAAUUUACUCAGACGAAAGGUAACCAGCCUACAAUGAUCAGACCCGUCCUUCCGGCGACGCCCCUGUACGACGAUGAGGAAAACCAAGAGAAAUCUAUUCAGACCCCGGUGCACGUGGGCAGGAGGCCGCCGACCAAGGAUAAACCAAAAGGACCUUGGGCGCCACAUGCUCCGUGGCAACCCCACGCCGGGGAGAAGAGUUUGUCGAAGACUCGCCCCAAGCCUUUAGACACGUACGCCAACUACGGGUCCCAGAAUGUGGAGCAGCAGUACACGUCACAUAGGUGUAGCCCCGAGCUGGGCCACUAUAAGUAUGAAAGCGAUUACCUGGAAGACAAACUCAGUAGCCGAGCGUCCGGAGCCCAACCAAGACCAUCGACUAUAGGUGACUAAUUCAUCGAUUAUAGGUGACUAAUUCAUCGACAAUACGUGACUUAUUCAUCAACUAUAGAUGACUAAUUCGUCGACAAUAGGUGACUUAUUCAUCAACUAUCGGUAACUCAUUCAUCGACAAUAGGUGACUUAUUCAUCAACUAUAGGUGAUUAAUUCAUAGACUAUAGGUGACUCAUUCAUCGAUUAUAGGUGACUCAUUCAUCAACUAUAGGUGACUCAUUCAUCAACUAUAGGUGACUCAUUCAUCGACUAUAGGUGACUCAUACAUCGACAAUAGGUGACUUAUUCAUCAACUAUAGGUGACUAAUUCAUUGACUAUAGGUGACUAAUUAAUAUUCUAUUCAUGACAGCACUUUAUCUAAAGGAACUUAUUUCCUCAAAAACAUCAGCCAAAGAAACAAUCAAAACUUUAUAAGAAUCUGUGAUAUAGUGGCCAUUCGGGUCAUCUUUGACCUAUGUACAAUUAUUAUAUUAUGCAGAACAAUGUUAUGAUCUCGUCAUAUAGAGAUCUCCUUGUUUAUCAUAUUUUGUUUAUUUAACAUUGUGAUAUUAAUAAUGUUUAUAAUUUUUGCCUAUGUUGUUUUUUUUUGUGGGUGCAUCAAUAGACUAAGAACAACAAAACGGACUGCAGCAAGGCUGUUAGUAACUUCUAUUUUAUGUGCAUGAGCAUUAUGUAUAGUGCAUGAUCAUUCAAAUGUAUAAAUAUUCUGUACCAUUCAACAUCGUGCAUAUGUACAUUUGAAUUAAGGGUGUAGAUCUGUCCUUGUAUAUA
Biomphalaria glabrata is the source of this 2204-nucleotide messenger RNA. RefSeq lists its product as uncharacterized. The record is from RefSeq and is a predicted model, not a curated record. NCBI's taxonomy places the organism in Eukaryota, Metazoa, Mollusca, Gastropoda, Planorbidae. The transcript is spliced from 5 exons. The coding region runs from base 508 to 1431 and encodes 307 amino acids.